Messenger RNA from Peronospora matthiolae, 603 nucleotides. The record is from the annotation of a GenBank genome assembly. Lineage: Eukaryota; Oomycota; Peronosporomycetes; Peronosporales; Peronosporaceae.
AUGCAAGCACGUGGUGCACCGGUUCCACCGAUGAAGGGUAUACCCAUUCUCCUGCUCGCAGGCGAGACAGCGAGUGAAGAAGACGAUGCCUUUGUUAGCUGGGUGCACUAUGUGCGUCGCCUCAGCAACAUUUUUGCUCUAAGGGCUAGUGCCCAUGCGGCGGAUGUGCGUCUCGAACGCAAGAUUCGGUACGAUUAUGCCAAGCUUAAGGCCAGAGGCCAAUUGCGCAAGCGCACACGCUAUGCUUCGGCUACUAAGGUAGACGCGAGUGCUGGUCAGUCUGUGACCAACAACCCGCCAAACCGCACCACUAGUGGUGGGGAACGGCCUCGGCCUCGAGAUGACCAUGGCCACGAUGAUCAAAAGCAUCCAAAGCAUACGGGCAGUCUUGCCGAAGGGGUGCCUCAAAUUCCCAAGAGUUUUCAGACUCAGGGUACCCACGCCACUUUACCAGAUACUGGUAUUGGCCCUGACGACGACGUCGUUUCAGUAGUCUCUCGACAUGAAAUUGACGACACCCAUGCUCAUCGAGCAAAGUCGGUGGCGGCCGGUGUACCGGUGGAGGCCCACGAGAAAUUGGUUCUCGAAGUGAAGGGUCUCUAA